UACAAAGUAUACAGUAUGCAGGUUCGCAGAGCAACAUAAACGACCGGGGGUUAAAUCGUGGAAAACAAUAAAACUAAACGAUCGCCUAAGAACAAACAAAUAAACCAACCAGCAGCCGGACAGACAUACAGUCAUAGAGACAAUCGCAUAGACAGGCGGGCGGCGGUCGAAUGUGUUCAGUGAAACAGAACACUUUUCAUUGAGCUGCGCCGAGGACGAUGAAGUUUUGAAUUCAAAAUUUCAAUUUAAAUGCGAAGCAUAGGUGAAACGGUAAAGACGUCCUAACAAUUUCUGCGGGUGUACGAGUACGCGCGUCUAAAUAAUGGUGUUAAUUUGAUGUAACUUUCAUGUGUGUUCAUAGUGCAGAGUUAGUUCUAAAGCGAAAUCUUUCGGCUAUACUUAUAAUGAACAAGGAUUUCUGGUUGAAAUAAAAUCAUGCGAACAUAAUGAAACUGAAAAUCCUUAGAUGAAUUUUCGAUUUGUAAAUGGAAUUGGUGUAUUUCGGUUAAAACUUUGAAAAUAAGAGUGAAAAUAUAUAUCCAACCAGUGAUUCCAAACCAUUGCAAAUUUAGCUAACAAAAUUUGUUAUACAAACCAAAUGUCUUCCUCAGAGGCUGAAGUUGACAUAAGCGUAGUGUCCAGUCCCGAACCUAGUCCCGCCGGUUGUGGUAAUGGCAGCGACACUCCGUUACGCUCGGCUUCACCGACACCCUCCAACGGAAGCACGCCAACAGCGACAUCGACGCCAACUACAGCCGCCGGCACACCUACUUCCAGUGCUCAUUUUCACAGUCCGACCGCCGCUGCUUUAACUGCUGUACCGCCGACGGUUCUACACCAUCACCUGCAACACCACCUUAGCAGUUUAAGCGGUCACCCGGUGGCAUUGCAUCACGCUUUGCACAGUUUCGGUCAUCUUCAUGCUGCCUAUCCUGCGCAUCAACAAUUAUUGCAACACGCAGCGGUUACACCUACAGCGGGCCAAAUGGCUUUGGCGUCAGCGGCGGUGGAUCGACUUAGUCCGCCGGCUAUGGCUGCUAUGGCGCCACAUUCACCCGAACGUAAUGGCAACGAUGAUGUUACUUCCUUAACGGGUAAUAAUAACAACAACAAUAGCAAGCUUUUGAAUCACAAUAAUAAUAGUGAUAGCAACGGCAGUAGUCAGAAUAUGGCGUUAGGCCGUGGAGAGGCGAGUAACGGUUGCGGCACUGCGUCUGGAAAUGCUAAAGCCACAACCAGCAAUGGAUUUACUAGUUUCUCUAUAUCGAGUAUCCUUAGCCGCAGUGAACCGUCGAAAAAAAGUGGUGGUAGCCAUAAUGUACCAACGCUAAUCACACCGAUACCACAACUGCCACAGUCUGGCACCGGCGGCCCACAAGAUGCGGCGAUGAUUUCUAGAUUGGGUUUCAUAUCGCAAUGGGGUGCUCUAGCUGGUCGUUAUGCGGCGCUGUGUCCUCCAGGCUGGCCAUGGGCACCACAACGUCUGCCUUUCCACAGCCCCACACAUGACAGUUCCUCAACCAACACAACGGAAAAUCCAUCCUCGCCUACAUCGCUCAGCCCAAACCAUAUUGGUAACAACAACAGUAGCAGCAACACUCACGGCAAUGGUGGCAACAAUGGCCAUAGCAAUGGCAAUAAAUCGCCUUCGCCGCAUGGUUACAGUCAUAGCCAACAACAACAUUCACAUCUGACGCAUCCGCAUCAACCUUCAACGCCUACAAGCAGUGGCGGCGGAAGCAACGGGCAUCCGCUGCUCAGCCACCACAGCUCGCAUUCGAAUUCCAGUUAUUUACUGCCCAGCAGUUCCAACGAGUCCGACGAUGAUGGCGAAGAGAUUAUCGAAGAAGACGAUGGCAAUGAUGGACCCUCAGACGGCUCUUCGCCACAAGGCGGCGAUGGAAAUCAAACGAAACGCAAGAAAAAGACACGCACAGUAUUUUCGCGAGCACAGGUCUUUCAGUUGGAGUCCACAUUCGAUAUGAAACGCUACCUCAGCUCUUCGGAGCGUGCCGGUUUAGCUGCCUCACUGCGCCUCACUGAGACACAAGUGAAAAUUUGGUUUCAAAAUCGACGCAACAAAUGGAAACGUCAGCUGGCAGCCGAACUGGAGGCAGCCAACAUGGCGAAUAUGGCACAUGCCGCACAACGUUUGGUCCGCGUUCCAGUGCUCUAUCAUGACGGCUCUGGUGCGGGCUUUGUACCACCCCCACCACCGCACCACCAUCCCAUGCAGUAUUAUGCGGCGGCAGCAGCACGCAACACAAGCCCACCACGGCCACCCCUCUCCUCGCUUGUAUAGGGCGUGGGGUGCUUGGCGGCCGCAGUGGUACCCAACUGCGGAGGUCCAAUCUCACUGCGAAAGCCGCCAUACACCAAUCAUGCGCCAACAACGCCGACGCCGACAUCAGUACACGAUAUGGAUGACUCGGAUACAGAGGAGGAAGCCGCAAUCGAUGUGGAAGCCGACGAGGAUGAGGAGGAGCUGUCCUUAACGCAAGCGUCGUUAGCACAGAGCAAUAGGGAUUCAACUAGCGGCGGCAGCAGUGUUGCUGGUGGUAGCGACGCGGUGCGGAAAGCGACACCAUUCGAGCUGUUGGCAAAAAGUGUUAAUUGCCUGGAGAUGCACAGCAGCGGUGGUGGCAGGGAGUUGAAUAUCAACAGUGCUGGUGGCGCCAGCAAUGACAACGGCGUUGAAAGAGCCAACACAGUGCACAAGGUGUAUUAACAGAGUGGAGAGGAGAAGGAGAGGCUUUCAACGCUUGUCGGAAGAAUCCGCAAAGUGUUGUAAAUUUUUAUUGUGUCAUACAGAAAAAAUUGGUUUCACAUACAAAGAAUUUCACUGCUUAAGUGCACGGAGAAAACAACCAGAAAUAUUAAAAGCUAACUGAAGCGGGAUGCAUUCGCGGAAGAGUGUACGUAAAAAUUAUUGCGUGUUUUCUCUUAAAGUUAAUGUGUGGUCUGUAUAAUAGGAAAGUGCUAAGUAAAAAUUGUAAUCAAUGUUCAAACGUUUAGGUUUCCAAGUAAACAAACAACGUAGCCAUACAAAACCAAAUAUAAACUAAGAAAACCUUUACAUAUUUGUAAAAAGUCGUUCUCUUUCGCUUUCUUCUUUUAGCUACUAAAUUUGUAAAUAAUUAAUUGUUGACCUGCGGUGUCUCUUUGCUCAAUAUUUGUGCUUAAAAUUUAUAAAAUCUAGAACAGAUAUAUGUGUAUAUAUAUUUAUCUAAAUACGAUUAUAAAUGUAUAUAUGUAUGUGUACUCAGAGGCUUAAAACAGUCGUGUUUGUAAAAUACUUGUGUGUAUAUAAGUCUCCAUAUGAUAUGUGUGUAUGUUUUGUUAGAGAAUAGUCUUGCGAUUAUACAUAUGUUCAUUAAGUCAUAUUAUAUAUGGUAAAUUAGUUAUGUAAGUAUUUACAUAUGUAGCGUCGCAUUUAUGUGUGAAAACAGCGUAUAAAGCCAAAAAAUAGUUUACAUAUACAUAUAAUUCUUAUAUAUAAAUAUAUACAUUAAUACUUAUUACUCUAAUUAAUGCAAGUACUUAAUUACACUAAUAAUAAUUACAUACAUACAAUUGGAAUGAUGCCCAGUUAGCGUGUAGUUAAAUUAUGCCAUAAUAUAUGUUAAUAUCAUAAUUAAGCCAAAAUUUAAUAAAAAAAUUAAUAGAGUGAAUAAUAAAUUGC
Messenger RNA from Bactrocera dorsalis (oriental fruit fly), 3682 nucleotides. It is a transcript of the gene Hmx, whose product is annotated as homeobox protein Hmx. NCBI's taxonomy places the organism in Eukaryota, Metazoa, Arthropoda, Insecta, Diptera, Tephritidae. Bases 599 to 2302 code for a protein of 567 amino acids. The transcript is spliced from 3 exons. The record is from RefSeq and is a predicted model, not a curated record. Gene Ontology annotation, molecular function: RNA polymerase II transcription regulatory region sequence-specific DNA binding; DNA-binding transcription factor activity, RNA polymerase II-specific. Gene Ontology annotation, cellular component: nucleus. Gene Ontology annotation, biological process: regulation of transcription by RNA polymerase II.